Messenger RNA from Radiomyces spectabilis, 820 nucleotides. RefSeq lists its product as uncharacterized. The transcript has a single exon. Bases 51 to 365 code for a protein of 104 amino acids. Lineage: Eukaryota; Fungi; Mucoromycota; Mucoromycetes; Mucorales; Radiomycetaceae. The record is from RefSeq and is a predicted model, not a curated record.
UACAGUGUUGGUAAAAAUGGUUCUCGAGAUUGUGAUUUUUUGACGUUUUUAUGGCUGGGCGGAUUUUCCUCAUAAAAUCUGCAAUUUUUUUUUCCAUUUCCAUAAUCAGCGACCACUUUUUUACUAUAGUGCACAUUUUCAGUCAUCUCACGUCAGUUCUUCUCAUCCUCAUUUCAAUUACUUCAUGGAAGCAUCUCGAGAACCAUCCUUGUCUUUGGUUAAAUCCACUCUUAGUCUUCAUUACAGCUUCAACCCGUGCAGGCAUACUCUCAAUAUACUUGCGGCAGGUCUCUACAGAAAAAGUUUCCCACUCUACUUCUAUGCGAUCCCACAAUUCAUGGACACCUUUAGCCUGGCGAUCGUAAGCACUCAAUUUCAACUUUCAGUGGUGCCAGAUGUGCUCAAUCGGGUUAAGAUCCGGCGACUGAGCAGGCUAAGGCAAAACAGAAUACCGUUGCAACUCAAGGUACGCCUUGGUGUACUUGCUGGUAUGCUUCAGAUCAUUGUCUUGCUGGAAGAUCAUGGCAUCUUCAUCAAAGCCGAAAUGGUUGAUCGUGUGCCGCAAAGUAGUAUCCAAGAUAUAAACAUAGUCCUCCUUUUUCAUAGUACCAUCAAAAAUCUGGCAGCCAUACCCAAGCCCUUUAUAAGUGAGGCAACCCCACAUCAUGAUUCCACCUUUGCCAUGCUUGACAGUGAGAUCAAGAUGAUGGGGUUUCAAGGGAUCACCAGCCAUCAGAACCCCAGACGUUGAUCUUGGUCUCGUCUGACCAAACAACUCGCUUCCAGUCGUCAAUAGUCCAAUUUUGGUGGGCUUUCGCCC